Molecule: messenger RNA, 2527 nt
Organism: Macrosteles quadrilineatus (aster leafhopper)
Lineage: Eukaryota; Metazoa; Arthropoda; Insecta; Hemiptera; Cicadellidae
Exons: 8
Coding region: 1-2316 (771 amino acids)
Source: RefSeq, a predicted model, not a curated record
AUGUCACUAUGUAGAAGAUCUCUAAACCUAGGCCUAGUAUCCAGUGUGAGGCCAGGCAAGGGGCUGGAGCUGAGUGUAGUCACCAGGUCACAGACUGUUGUACUGAAGAUCUCUAAACCUAGGCCUAGUAUCCAGUGUGAGGCCAGGCAAGGGGCUGGAGCUGAGUGUAGUCACCAGGUCACAGACUGUUGUACUGGUAUGUACAUGAACAUGUCACUAUGUAGAAGAUCUCUAAACCUAGGCCUAGUAUCCAGUGUGAGGCCAGGCAAGGGGCUGGAGCUGAGUGUAGUCACCAGGUCACAGACUGUUGUACUGAGGGCCAGCAAUCGUGUGGAUCAUGAGCAGUGGCUUCAGUCUCUGGUGGAUGCAGCAGCUCUCCCUAACUCCAAUCCCUUCCCUGCUCGGCCCGGUGUGCUACACUUCCGCUACUCCAGCCAGAAUCAUCAUGAGAACAUAAUUGAGAGGGUGAAGAACUUCCGUUGUCCUUCGUAUGCGAUGAUGUCUGAGGAAACGACGACAACCACUCCUGCACCGUCUGGAAGCUAUGAAACUUCAACUUCAUCUUCUCACAGUUCAGAUAUUGGCAGAAGUUCAGGAUGCAUGCUACGCAGAGUGCUGUCUGACAGCAGAACUCUUCUUCAAAGACCUUACAAACGAAGGAACUCUGCUAGGAAAUCCGCUCGCCUGAGUAAAAUUGCGUUCAGUGAUACCUCCAUACCUGUCAGUUCACAAGAGCCUACAGUUUCACAAAGUGAAAAGUGUCAGAGCAUGCAGGAACUAAGAAACAGUGUGUGCAUGAGUGAGGAAAAUGUCUUGUCUAAGUGCAUUAGAAGUGAGAGUUCAAAGGAAAUUGCAAAACCAACUUUGAGUGGGAGUAAAGAAAGUAGGUUGUCCAACUCGAUCAAAAUAGAGUUAAAUUUAGAAGACAUCGAUCCAACAAAUGAAGAAGGAAUGAAAGAGCAGAAAAUAGGAAAUGUUAAGAUCACCUUAGACGGGUGUAAAAUUUAUGGAAGUACCGAUCUAAAUAUUGAACCGAUAAAACCAAUUGAGAAAGUAAAAGAAAAUGGUAAAUACACUGAGAAUGGUAAAGUUGAUAAAAGGGAUCUGAAUAUUCAUUUGUACAAUAAAGAAGUAAGGAGCGAAACAGAUCUCACAGUCAAACAGAAAACAAGAGCACAGUCUGCAAGCUGUGAAAACAUGCAGACGUUGGACAGAAGCAUUGGCUCUACCUACAAUCAUGCUACAGAAAGGAUAGAAGCCAUUGGGAGAGAACAAAAGAUGUCAAACUUGAUAGCCUCAGAAACUUCAGGCAGAAAAUCAAACAAAAAACGUUCAAAUUCUAUCCUAACUAGGUUCAGAGACAGCAGAGCUGAAAAUGAGGACGGAUUUUUGGAACGCAAAGGCACCAUCAAAAAACGGCUCAGUUUCUUGAGGAAGGUGUGGAAAAAGAGAGAAAGGAAGAUGGAGGAGGAAGAUUAUGAAUCUGCUGAUUAUGAUUCCAUUCCUGAUGUCAUAGAACUGCCCAGUCCAGAAAGUGAAAAGGCUGAACAGUUGCUGUUGUCCCUGGAGAGACAAGAGUUCUGUCCUGAGCCAGAGCCACCUCCAGACUACGACAUGUCCAUCACUGAAGAACUUGAAAUACCCCCUAUGUUGCCACCACGACAAAAACAACGCCCUGUUUCUCCGUGGCAUGAUGUACCAAAAAACAAUAAACCAGUGUUACCAAUCGAGCCAGAACUACCACCACCCUUGCCAGAGAAGAAGGGAAAUAGGAAAACUCACCACGUUUUGAUAAAAAUCACAGAAAACUCGAGUUGUAUAGAGCAAAGUCUACCUUCCCUAGGAGAUGACUCUGUCAAAUGUAGGCCUCCUUCGAGGAAUGGAGAACAGAAGCUGGAAGACCUCGAUGUGUUGUUGGCUCAACUGUCUGAGGUGAACACUUACGUUGUGAGACAGAUAGACGUGUCAGAAACAGAGGAGGGAAACGUUGUACAGGUGUCUGCUGCUCCAGAGCCACUGUAUGAUGUUCCUCGCCCUCACAUCUCAUUGUUGGCAACACUGCGUGCACAGACUGCUCGCUCAGAAGCAUUCGCUCCCACCCACUUCCUCUGCACCACCCCCCUCAUAGACACAGACUCUCUUGAUCCAGUCAUAACCAGGCUAGAUGCAGACAUCACACCAGACUCACUAGAGUGUGAAUCCCCCUGGUCUCUGAGUCAUCCUACCAACUCUAAUGACUCGAGCCACUCUCCAUCCAUGAUGACUAGUUUUAUCACCAGUGAAGACAAACAGUUCCCUGACUCACUUAACUCAUAGAUUUAUAAUACCCCUUCUGCCAAUGCUUCUUCAAAAAAUCAAACACUUCUCCAUCUUGCUCAGACCUUUUUUUAAUGCCUCAACUCAUUGUUACAUGCUGCCUUACUUGCUCAACCUGUUCUACUUGGUUACUAUUGUACUUUAAAUAAUAAAUUUUCACUUAGCAUAAAAAUGGCUCAGUAUUAUUUGUGAAUAGUUUUAGUUUGUGUAU